This is a messenger RNA of Microthlaspi erraticum, 393 nucleotides long. NCBI's taxonomy places the organism in Eukaryota, Viridiplantae, Streptophyta, Magnoliopsida, Brassicales, Brassicaceae. The record is from the annotation of a GenBank genome assembly.
AUGGAAGAGAUCACAGAUGGAGUGAACAACAUGAACUUGGCCGUUGAUUCCCAGAAGAAAAACCGGAUUCAGGUUUCCAACACCAAGAAACCUUUGUUCUUCUACGUCAAUCUCGCCAAGAGGUAUAUGCAGCAGUACAGUGAUGUCGAAUUGUCUGCCCUUGGGAUGGCCAUUGCAACCGUUGUUACUGUUGCUGAAAUACUGAAGAACAAUGGGUUUGCUGUUGAAAAGAAGAUCAUGACAUCAACUGUGGAUAUUAAAGAUGACGCAAGAGGACGUCCUGUGCAGAAAGCUAAGAUUGAAAUUACACUUGGGAAGUCGGAGAAGUUUGAUGAACUAAUGGCUGCAGCCAAUGAAGAGAAAGAAGCUGCAGAAGCUCAGGUGCAGAGCUGA